Messenger RNA from Rattus norvegicus (Norway rat), 2560 nucleotides. RefSeq names its product complement factor B (gene Cfb). Lineage: Eukaryota; Metazoa; Chordata; Mammalia; Rodentia; Muridae. The transcript has 18 exons. Gene Ontology annotation, molecular function: hydrolase activity; serine-type endopeptidase activity; peptidase activity. Bases 212 to 2503 code for a protein of 763 amino acids. Gene Ontology annotation, biological process: complement activation; proteolysis. Gene Ontology annotation, cellular component: extracellular region; cell surface. The record is from RefSeq and is marked validated.
CAGCAGGGGCCCUCCUUCAUGAAUGUUCCGGGAAGCAGCGUCUGUGCAGGGUAGGUUGGCCAGGCUGCAGGUGCCAGAGCAGAUUGCAUAAAAGGUUAGGGGCCGGUGGGAAAGGGGUGUAGCCAGAUCCAGCACUGGAGUUUCAGUCUGGACAGCAAGUCAAGUAGCCACCCAGAGUGAACUGGAAAGGGCUUUUGGCCACGGGCUUUCCAUGACAAUGGAGGGUCCCCAGCUCUGCUUAGUCCUCUUGGUCUUAGGCCUCUCCUCCGGAGGUGUGAGCGCAACUCCAGUGCUUGAGGCCCGGCCCCAGGUCUCUUGCUCUCUGGAGGGAGUAGAGAUCAAAGGCGGCUCCUUCCAACUUCUCCAAGACGGUCAGGCCCUGGAGUACCUGUGUCCCUCUGGCUUCUACCCAUACCCUGUGCAGACUCGAACCUGCAAAUCCACAGGCUCCUGGAGUGUCCUCCAGACCCGGGACCAAAAGAUUGUCAAGAAGGCAGAAUGCAGAGCAAUACGCUGCCCACGACCACAGGACUUUGAAAAUGGGGAGUUCUGGCCCCGGUCCCCCUACUACAACCUGAGUGAUCAGAUUUCUUUUCAAUGCUAUGAUGGCUACACUCUCCGGGGCUCUGCUAAUCGCACCUGCCAAGAGAAUGGCCGGUGGGAUGGGCAAACAGCAAUCUGUGAUGAUGGAGCGGGAUACUGUCCCAACCCGGGUAUUCCUAUUGGGACAAGGAAGGUGGGAAGCCAGUACCGUCUUGAAGACACUGUCACUUACCACUGUAGUCGGGGACUUGUCCUACGUGGCUCCCAGCAGCGAAGGUGCCAGGAAGGUGGCUCGUGGAGUGGGACAGAGCCUUCCUGCCAAGAUUCCUUCAUGUACGACAGCCCUCAAGAGGUGGCCGAAGCAUUUCUAUCCUCCCUGACAGAGACCAUCGAAGGAGCAGAUGCGGAGGAUGGGCACAGCCCAGGGGAACAGCAGAAGAGGAAGAUUAUCCUGGACCCCUCGGGCUCCAUGAAUAUCUACAUGGUGCUGGAUGGAUCCGACAGCAUCGGGGCCAGCAACUUCACAGGGGCCAAGCGGUGUCUCGCCAACUUGAUUGAGAAGGUGGCGAGUUAUGGGGUGAAGCCAAGAUACGGUCUAGUGACAUAUGCCACAGUCCCCAAAGUCUUGGUCAGAGUGUCUGAGGAGAGGAGUAGUGAUGCCGACUGGGUCACAGAGAAGCUCAACCAAAUCAGUUAUGAAGACCACAAGCUGAAGUCAGGGACCAACACCAAGAAGGCUCUCCAGGCUGUAUACAGCAUGAUGAGCUGGCCAGGGGAUGCUCCGCCUGAAGGCUGGAAUCGAACCCGCCACGUCAUCAUCAUCAUGACUGAUGGCUUGCACAACAUGGGUGGAGACCCUGUCACUGUCAUUGAGGACAUCCGAGACUUGCUGGAUAUUGGCAGGGAUCGCAAAAAUCCCCGGGAGGAUUAUUUGGAUGUGUAUGUGUUUGGGGUCGGGCCUCUGGUGGACCCUGUGAACAUCAAUGCCUUGGCUUCCAAAAAGAACAAUGAGCAGCAUGUGUUCAAGGUCAAGGACAUGGAGGAUCUGGAGAACGUCUUCUACAAAAUGAUCGAUGAAACCAAAUCUCUGGGUCUCUGUGGCAUGGUGUGGGAGCAUCAGAAAGGCGGUGAUUAUUACAAGCAACCAUGGCAAGCCAAGAUCUCAGUCACUCGUCCUCUGAAAGGACAUGAGAACUGUAUGGGGGCCGUGGUGUCCGAGUACUUCGUGCUGACAGCAGCGCAUUGCUUCACAGUGGAAGAUCAGAAACACUCCAUCAAGGUCAACGUGGAGGGGAAAAGGCGGGACCUGGAGAUUGAAGAGGUCCUGUUCCACCCUAAUUACGACAUCAAUGGGAAAAAGGCAGAAGGAAUCUCUGAGUUCUAUGACUAUGAUGUUGCCCUCAUCAAGCUCAAGACCAAGCUGAAGUACAGCCAGACUCUCAGGCCCAUCUGUCUCCCCUGCACAGAGGGAACCACCCGAGCCUUGCGGCUUCCUCAGACAGCCACCUGCAAACAGCACAAGGAAGAGUUGCUCCCUAUGAAGGACGUCAAAGCUCUGUUUGUAUCCGAGGAAGGGAAGAAGCUGACCCGGAAGGAGGUGUACAUCAAGAAUGGGGAAAAGAAAGCCAGUUGUGAGAGAGAUGCUACAAAGGCCCAAGGCUAUGAGAAGGUCAAAGUUGCCUCUGAGGUGGUCACCCCCAGGUUCCUGUGCACCGGAGGGGUAGAUCCCUAUGCUGACCCCAACACAUGCAAAGGAGACUCCGGGGGCCCUCUCAUUGUUCACAAGAGAAGCCGCUUCAUUCAAGUUGGUGUGAUCAGCUGGGGAGUAGUGGAUGUCUGCAAAGACCCGAGGCGGCAACAGUUGGUGCCCUCCUAUGCCCGGGACUUCCACAUCAAUCUCUUCCAGGUGCUGCCCUGGCUAAAGGAGAAGCUCAAAGACGAGGACUUGGGUUUCUUAUAAGGAGCUUCCUGCUGGGAGGGUGAGGGCAGAUUAAAGCAGCUACAAUACAAAUACAAA